AUGAUAGAUCUUGAGCGCGCCAUCCAACAUGGCCUACCGGAUAUCGAAGGAUUACCUCCUUCGGUUAAAGUCUAUCACUACAACGGUAUGGAUGAUUUUUACCGGAUAAUCGCCCUUGAGAUUGAUCGUCUCCAUGCUUGUUCCGGAGCACCGAAGACAAAAGAGCAGACAAGUGCAAGUUGCGAAGGACGAAAAGAAAAUUCGAAUCCGCUGCCACUGAUCGAUGGCACUCUUCGUACCUUCACCGGAGGUAUACUUUUAGGUGACUGUUGCCGUCCGAAUUUCCCGGGCGACAGUCGGAACUCCCAUAACAAAGACGAAAGCGAAGACUUGAUUUUCAUCAUUCAUCCUACCACCUUCCAAAAAGACUUCAUGGAGUCAGAUCCUCCCGUACGUCAAAAAAUAUUCUUCAGUCCAAGAACAAACAUCCUCAUCGUUAAGAUGCUCGGCCCUGCGCACGAACACGCCACACAGGCUUUCCACAGCAUGCUUAUGCAGGCCAUUGAGCCAACGGGCCUCCACCAAAAAAUUCAACAUUGGGGAAAGACAACGAUGCUCGCGCUAGAUGGUACAAGGAAGGAGGCCGACGGGGGGUGGAGUCUACUGAGACACUCUCGCGGUGUUCCUAAGAGACCCACGGUGGUUUUAGAGGUUGCGAAUUCGGAAACCUAUGCAAAGCUUCAACGUGAUGCCCAGUACUGGUUGGAUCCAGCUAGGCAGGAGGCCAAUGUGGCUAUCGGAGUGAAUCUCAAUACCCAGAAACCCGAGAUCAUUAUCGACCAGUGGCAUUGGAGUUCGGGAUUAUCACAACCUAUCCUGCAAACCCACUUGACCCUUCGGGAAACAUCUAAUGGUACAGUCUACUUUGAUCCUGACACUCCGCUACCUCAGCUCAUCAUCCCUUUUCACCUCUUUUUUCGACGGCCAGCGCAGGAGAACAGAGAACGCGACAUAGUCAUUGCGACGCAAGAGCUCGUCGAUUUCGCGACUCAGGUGUGGGAGGUGCAAUUCGACCAAGAUCAGUGA
Molecule: messenger RNA, 1026 nt
Organism: Penicillium digitatum Pd1
Lineage: Eukaryota; Fungi; Ascomycota; Eurotiomycetes; Eurotiales; Aspergillaceae
Source: RefSeq, a predicted model, not a curated record